This is a messenger RNA of Fukomys damarensis (Damara mole-rat), 7468 nucleotides long. RefSeq names its product HEAT repeat containing 1 (gene Heatr1). Bases 207 to 6641 code for a protein of 2144 amino acids. Gene Ontology annotation, cellular component: 90S preribosome; small-subunit processome; t-UTP complex. Gene Ontology annotation, molecular function: snoRNA binding. The transcript has 45 exons. The record is from RefSeq and is a predicted model, not a curated record. Lineage: Eukaryota; Metazoa; Chordata; Mammalia; Rodentia; Bathyergidae. Gene Ontology annotation, biological process: maturation of SSU-rRNA from tricistronic rRNA transcript (SSU-rRNA, 5.8S rRNA, LSU-rRNA); positive regulation of transcription by RNA polymerase I.
UGCCUAAAACCGGAAGUUCCUCUGAGACAUGCUGCAGGUUUCCGGGCGUGAGCUGAAUUCGGAUUCCAUGUGGGAGCUGCUGUGAAGAGUUGUAAACUUCCCGGUUGUACCCAAAUCUCGAGCUCCGGGUGGGGUGGAGAACAGAACCGGCUGGCGUGGCUGCGGGACGCGGCGGUGACCCGGGGAAAGGAAAUCUGGCGUGAAGGAUGACGUCCUUAGCCCAGCAGCUCCAGCGUCUUGCCCUCCCUCAAAGUGACCCCAGCCUCUUAUCUAGAGAUGUAGUUGCCUCUCUGUUGUUUGACCCCAAGGAAGCGGGUACUGUCGACAGGGACACGGCCUUUGCCAUCGGAUGCACUGGUCUAGAGGAACUACUUGGAAUUGAUCCUGCCUUUGAGCAAUUUGAGGCACCGUUGUUCAGCCAGCUAGCAAAAACCUUGGAGCGCAGCGUUCAGACCAAAGCAGUGAACAAACAGCUGGAUGAAAACAUUUCAUUAUUCCUUAUUCACUUGUCCCCUUACUUCCUGCUUAAGCCAGCACAGAAGUGUCUGGAGUGGUUGAUUCACAGGUUCCAUAUUCAUCUCUAUAAUCAAGAUAGCCUCAUUGGUUGUGUUCUACCGUACCACGAGACAAGAAUAUUUGUACGGGUGAUACAGCUUCUGAAACUUAAUAAUUCAAAGCACAAAUGGUUCUGGUUGUUACCAGUUAAGCAAUCUGGAGUGCCUUUAGCUAAAGGAACUUUGGUCACCCACUGCUACAAAGAUCUUGGAUUCAUGGAUUUCAUUUGUAGUCUGGUGACCAAAUCUGUGAAGGCUUUUGCUGAGUAUCCAGGAAGUGCAGCCCAGUUGAGGGUGCUCUUGACUUUUUAUGCUUCUACCAUUGUGACUGCUCUAGUAGCCACUGGGGACAUAUCAGACAAUGUUAUUGCCAAAUUGUUUCCAUAUAUCCAAAAGGGAUUGAAAUCAUCUUUACCAGAUUACAGAGCUGCAACAUACAUGAUAAUAUGUCAGAUUUCUGUGAAAGUUACAAUGGAAGAUACCUUUGUUAAUUCGCUGGCAUCACAGAUCAUCAAGACUUUGACCAAAGUUCCCUCUUUGGUCAAGGAUGGAUUAGGUUGCUUGAUAGUUCUCCUGCAGAGACAGAAGCCAGAAAGUCUUGGGAAAAAGCCGUUUCCCCACUUGUGUAAUGUUCCUGACCUUAUUGAAAUCCUUCGUGGGAUUUCUGAAACAUAUGAUGUCAGUUCUCUUCUGAGGUACAUGCUUCCCCAUCUAGUUGUCUCCGUGAUUCAUCAUGUUACAGGAGAAGAAAUGAUGGAAGGGAUGGAUGGUCAAAUUUACAAGAGACACCUAGAAGCUAUACUUACAAAAAUACCACUGAAGAACAAGUUAGACCAUUUGUUGGCUAGUCUUCUUUUUGAAGAAUAUAUUUCAUAUAGUUCACAGGAAGAAAUCGAUCCUAAUAAAGUGUCUUUGCUUAAUGAACAAUUUCUCCCAUUCGUCAGACUUUUAGAAAGCAAAUAUCCCCAAACAUUAGAUGUUGUUUUAGAGGAGCGCUUAAAGGAAAUUACAGGUCUAAAAAAACAAGAGCUUUUUCACCAAUUUAUUUCACUUUCUACAAGUGGAGGAAAAUACCAGUUUUUAGCAGAUUCUGAUACCUCUUUGAUGCUCAGUCUGAAUCAUCCACUUGCUCCUGUGAGACUUUUGGCCAUUAAUCACCUGAAAAAUAUCAUGAAAACAUCAAAGGAAGGCAUUGAUGAGUCUUUCAUAAAGGAAGCUAUUUUAACCCGAUUAAGUGAUGAAAAUAUAGAAGUUGUUUUGUCAGCUGUUGGUGCUUUUGAGAUUUUCCAGCAACACUUUAGUACAGAAGUGACUGUUUCAAAUCUUCUGAAUCUCUUUCGAAGAGCAGAACUUUCAAAGAAUAAGGAAUGGUACAAGGUCCUUCAAAUAGCAGCAGACAUAUUAAUUAAAGAAGAGAUACUGAGUGAAAGUGAUCAGUUGUCAAAUCAGAUCAUUGUACAUUUGCUACCUUUUAUGGUCAUCACUAAUGGUGAUCUGGAAUCUGUUGAGAUGAAAAUUGCUGUAUAUUUAUCAAAAUCAGGAAUUUGUUCCCUGCAUCCUCUAUUAAGAGGCUGGAAAGAAGCUCUUGAAAAUGUGGUCGAAAGUACAAAGUCAGAAAAACUAAUUGGUGUAGCAAAUGAAAAGAUGAUUCGCUUGUUGGCUGGCAAUAUAAAUUCAGGAGAUCCUUCGUCAAUGCUAAAGAUGGUGGACGAUUUAAUAAGUGUUGGUGAAAAGGAAUCCCUUAACCUGAAGCAGAAAGUGACAUUUCACGUAAUUGUGUCUGUGCUUGUCUCUUGCUGUUCAUCUUUAAAAGAAACUCACUUUCCAUUUGCAAUAAGAGUCUUCAGCUUAUUACAGAAAAAAAUGAAGAAGCUGGAACGUGUGAUAACGGCAUUGGAAAUCUCCUCGGAAUGGUACCCAGAGCUGAUGUUGGACAGAGGUUUACCAGAGGAGCUGUGGGCUCAUUAUGUAGAGCAGUUCCACAGCUCCCAUGGAGUUGCCAUGGAGGAUUCAGUGUUACUUUUGUUUUUCCUGAAGAAUUUUAUUUACGCACUAAAGGCUCCUAAAUCUUUUCCUAAAGAUGACAUAUGGUGGAAUCCUGAACAACUGGAAGAGGACAGCAGGCACUACCUGUGUUUGCUCAUUGGGCUCUUUGAGAUGAUCCUAGAGCGUGCUGAUGCUGUUCAUUUCAGGGUUCUGAUGAAACUUCUCAUAAAGGUACAACUAGAAGAUGUUUUGCAGUUAUUCAAGUUCUUUUCUAUUUUAUGGACCUAUGGUUUUAGCCUUUCAAAUCCACUUAACUGCAGUGUGAAGUCUACACUUCAGACCCAGGCACUUUACGUGGGCUGUGCGAUGCUCUCUUCUCAGAAGACACAGUGUAAACAGCAGCUGGCGUCCAUGUCAUCUCCAGUGGUGGCGUCACUAAUCAUUAAUCUGGGAAGCCCCAUAAAAGAAGUCCGUAGGGCUGCCAUUCAGUGUCUUCAGGCCCUUAGUGGAGUGGCAUCACAGUUUCAUCUGGUGAUACAUCAUCUGGUUCCCAAAGCAGAGGAGAUUACCUCUGAUGCCACCUAUGUCAUUCAGGAUUUAGCUGCUUUAUUUGAGGAACUAGAGAGAGAAAAGAAACAGAAAUCUCAUCAGAAGUUGUCUGAAACUUUGAAAAACCUACUUUAUUGUGCGUAUGGUUGCCCAGCUUAUGUAGCAAAAGAGCUGAUGAAAGUGUUUCGGGACGUCAACAGUGAGAUGGUGCUAUCUCAGCUGUUGCCUCUGGUGGAACAACUACUAGGAAAGAUGGAAAAAGAGCACACAGCUGUCCUGAAAGAUGAGGCCAUUGUUUUGCAUCUUGCUCUGGGAAAAUAUAAUGAAUAUUCAGCUUCUCUUUUACACAAGGAUCCAAAGAGUCUAGAUAUGUUUAUAAAGGCCAUACACACAGCAAAGGAACUUAGCACAGGAACGCCAACCAUUCAGAUCACUGCCCUCGAAAAGAUCACAAAGCCAUUUUUUGCAGCUAUAGCAGAUGAGAAGAUUCAGCAGAGAAUUCUGUCCAUGUUAUUUGAUUUACUGGUAAACUGUAAAAAUGCACAUUGCACUCAGACUGUUGGCAGUGUUUUUAAAGGGAUUUCUGUUAAUGCUGAACAAGUCAGAAUAGAACUGGAACCACCAGAUAAAACUAAAUCUUUGGGCACAGUUCAGCAAACAAGAAGACAAAAAAUGCAGCAGAAAAAAUCUCAGGAUCUAGAAUCUGUUCAGGAAGUUGGAAGUUCUUACUGGCAGCGAGUAACACUCAUCUUGGAAUUACUGCAACACAAGAAGAAGCUCAAAAACCCUCAGCUGUUGAUACCAACUCUUUUUAACUUGCUGUCGAGGUGCCUAGAACCUUUGCUGCCAGAGCAGGGGAGCAUGGAAUACACCAAACAAUUAAUUCUUAGUUGUCUGCUCAAUAUUUGCCAAAAACUCUCUCCAGAUGGUGGCAGAGUACCUAAAGAUAUUGUAGAUGAGGAGAAGUUCAAUGUGGAAUUGAUUGUUCAGUGCAUUCGCCUUUCAGAGAUGCCUCAAACUCAUCACCAUGCCCUUUUACUUUUGGGUACAGUUGCUGGAAUAUUUCCGGAUAAAGUUUUACACAAUAUCAUGUCUAUUUUUACAUUUAUGGGUGCCAAUGUCAUGCGCCUAGAUGAUACUUACAGUUUUCAAGUUAUUAAUAAAACAGUGAAAAUGGUUAUUCCAGCCCUUAUUCAGUCUGAUACGGGAGACUCUGUAGAAGUCACAAGAAAUGUGGAAGAAAUAGUGGUGAAAAUCAUCAGCGUGUUUGUGGAUGCACUGCCACAUGUUCCUGAGCACAGGCGCCUGCCUAUCCUUGUUCAACUCAUCGAUACGCUAGGCGUAGAAAAGUUCCUCUGGGUUCUCCUUGUUUUACUCUUUGAACAGUAUGUCACUAAAACAGUGCUGGUGGCUGCCUAUGGAGAAAAGGAUGCUAUUUUAGAGGCAGAUACUGAAUUCUGGAUUUCUGUCUGUUGUGAAUUUAGUGUCCAGCAUCAGAUUCAAAGCUUAAUGGAUAUCCUCCAGUAUUUAGUAAAGAUGCCUGAGGAUAAAGAAGAAACUCUUGCCAAGGCAGUAUCAAAGAAGUGUGAGUCGCAAGAAGAGAUGCUCCAGAUCUUUAACGUGGACACUCACACAAGCAAGCAACUGAGACACUUUAAAUUUUUGUCAGUGUCCUUCAUGGCCCAGCUCCUGGCUUCCAAUAAUUUUCUCAAAAAGGUGGUUGAAAGUGGUGGUCCUCAGAUUUUGAAUGGCCUUGAACAGAGGUUGCUCGAGACCGUUCUUGGCUAUAUCAACACUGUGGCACAGUCCAUGGAAAAAAACGCAGACAAACUCACUGUGAAGUUCUGGCGAGCACUCCUUAGCAAAACUUAUGAUUUAUUAGAUAAGGUCAAUGCCUUGCUGCCCACAGAGACAUUCAUUGCCGUGGUUAGAGGUCUGGUGACCAAUCCCCUACCAUCUGUACGCCGGAAAGCACUGGAUCUUUUGAAUAACAAGCUGCAGCAUAGCACAUCCUGGAAAAGGAAAACUGUGUACCGUUUCCUAAAACUGAUUCCAGUCCUUCUGGUCAUUGUGCAACAUAAGAAAAAGGAGGCAGAAGAAGAACAAGCAAUUAACAGACAGACAGCUUUGUAUACCCUAAAGCUUUUGUGCAAGAACUUUGGUGCAGAAAACCCAGAGCCUUUUGUGCCAGUGUUGAAUGCUGCAGUGGAACUGAUUGCUCCAGAAAGAAAGGAAGAGAAGAAUGUCCUGGGCAGUGCCCUGCUGUGCAUAGCAGAGGUGGCCUCCACCCUGGAGGCACUGGCCAUCCCCCAGCUUCCCAGACUGAUGCCAUCCUUGCUGGUAGCUGUGAAGAGCACUGGCGAGCUGGUCCACAGUGAGGUCUCUUUGCUCAGUGCCCUGGCUGCCCUGCACAAGGUCGUCGAGACCCUCCCACAUUUCAUCAGCCCCUACCUGGAAGGAGUUCUGUCCCAGGUGAUUCAUUUGGAGAAAAUCACCAGUGAAAUGGGCUCUGCGUCACAGGCUAACAUCCGUCUCACAUCUCUUAAAAAGACACUGGCCACCAAGCUCUCCCCCCGAGUCCUGCUGCCAGCCAUUGGCAAGACUUACAAGCAGAUAAAGAAGAACUGGAAGAAUCACAUGAGCCCAUUCAUGGGCAUCUUGCAAGAGCACAUCGGGGUGAUGAAAAAAGAGGAGCUCACCUCUUAUCAGUCUCAGCUGACGACCUUUUUCCUAGAGGCCUUGGACUUCCGGGCACAGCACUCAGAGGAGGACUUGGAGGAAAUUGGGAAGACAGAAAGUUGUAUCAUUGACUGCCUGGUGGCUAUGGUUGUGAAACUGUCUGAGGUCACCUUCAGACCACUGUUCUUCAAGCUGUUUGAUUGGGCCAAAACAGAAGGUGCCCCAAAGGACAGGCUGUUGACAUUUUACAACCUGGCCGACCGAACUGCAGAGAAACUGAAGGGGCUGUUCACUCUUUUUGCCGGCCACUUGGUGAAGCCUUUUGCUGACACCUUGAACCAGGUGAACAUCUCUAAAACAGAUGAAGCAUUUUUUGACUCUGAACAGGACCCUGAGAAGUGCUGCCUACUUUUACAGUUUAUUCUGAACUGUUUAUAUAAGAUUUUCCUCUUUGAUACCCAGCACUUUCUGAGUAAAGAGCGAGCAGAAGCCCUCAUGAUGCCGUUAGUGGAUCAGCUGGAAAACAGGCUUGGAGGAGAAGAGGAGUUCCAGCAGCGGGUGACACAGCACCUGAUACCCUGCAUCGCACAGUUCUCAGUGGCCAUGGCAGACGAUUCUCUGUGGAAACCAUUGAACUACCAGAUUCUGCUGAAGACCAGAGACUCCUCGCCAAAGGUGCGGUUUGCAACCUUGAUUACUGUGUUGGCACUGGCUGAGAAACUAAAGGAGAAUUAUAUUGUCCUCCUCCCUGAAUCCAUUCCUUUCUUAGCAGAACUGAUGGAAGAUGAGUGUGAAGAAGUGGAACACCAGUGCCAAAAGACCAUUCAACAGCUGGAGGUCACACUAGGGGAGCCACUCCAGAGCUACUUCUGAAACUUCUUUGGAAGGCCAAACUCCGUUGAGAGUUCAAAUUUACUUUUCCUUUUUUUAUUUUGGGGUGUCUGGUGCCAUGUUACUUUUGGUGCCUUUACACCUGCUAGGACUAUAUUUAAUGACUGCUUUACACAGGAUCCCUGUAAGCCUCUUCUGCCAUCUGUACAGAGUUGCUGAAGAGUAAAUAAGAACAUGGUGUCUGUAUAGACUGUGUUUGCUAAGCAUUUGUCUUCGUCUUUUCUGAAUGAUGUUAUCAGUGGGCCACAUUUCCUUUUGGUUAUUAUCCCAGAGGUACUUGUAUGAAAAAGUAAGUAUUGCUACAUUCUUUCAAGGUUUUGAAGUUCUCUAAUCUCUGGUGAAGCUAGAUUUUUCUGGUGAAGCUAGACUUGAGGAAUCAAAUAAAAUUAAAUCAAUGUUCCUUCAUUUUUAAGGCAUUGGAGAACUACCUUAUGUGUCACAGUUCAGAUGUAAAAUGUCCCCCAAACGUCUUGGGUUUGGAGGGUGAUUGAUCACGGGGUGCUAUACUCCUCAGUAAUCCAUCCACUUAAGAGUUCAAAGCUGAAUGUGCAGGAGGUGGGGUGUAGAAUCACUGGGGAGUGUUACCUGGAAGAGUUCCCCAUUUCUCCUUCUGCUUCCUGGACCCAUGAGGUGAGCAGCUUUUCUCUGGCAUGCUGUUUCUGCUUGAAGCCAGCCAACGAUGGACUAAAAUAGCCAAAAUAAACCUCUCCUCCUUUUUAAGUUGUGGGUGUUGGGUGUUUUGUCCCAAGAAAGUGUGACUAAGACACCACAAAAUGUUCACAAUGAGUCGCUUUUGAUCUCAUUUAAUA